CAUUGUGGUUGAAGUAGGCCUACUCAGGGGCCACCAGGGGCCCUCCUGACUCACACAGGCGGUCUGCGCCUUUUAGGUGACGGGGGACUGUGUAACUUGAUCCUGAAUGAAAACUCUGCGCCUGAACCGGCUGCCAGUCCACACUCUGUUCGUGAAAGAGAGAAAGAGGAGGUGCACGAUGGACCCGGUCCCUCUGCUGCUCAUCUUAGUCGCAUCUCUGCCGCUCGGUUCGGCAGUCUAUGAUGGGCCCCUCCAACCGGAGAUCUCCAACGGCUCAUUCCAUCACUUCUUCGUCCCGGACGGGGAUUACGAGGAGAACGUGGACCCGGAGGAGUGCCAGAUGCUGUUUAAGUUCUCGGAUGUGUAUCCGUGCGGGGCCUCUGAGGAACGGGACUCUGUGGUGCGGGACGACUUCAUCAUCUCCAAGAUGCAGGCGGAGGACGCUGCGCGGCUGCUGGAGGGCAUCGGGCGCACUGUGGCGCACGACCUGGACGGGGAGGACAGCUACGGCAAGUUCCUCCAGAAGGAACUCUCCCAGAUAAGCGAGGCUUUCUCCAGCGUGGACAAGUCUCUUCAGGAGCUGGAAGUGAAGUUUAAACAGAGUCAGGAGACCGAGCUGAGAGAGGAGCAGCAACUGAACGGAUACGUGAUGAAACAAGUGAGCGACAUCAGAACCGCGCUGAGGGGGACCACGGACAUCUCUGUGGGACUAAAAGACAAACACGAGCUGCUGUCUCUUAUCAUCCGCAGCCAUGGCAGCAGACUGAGCCGCCUGAAGACAGAGUACUUACAUUUGGGCUCAUAGUAGAGUCAUAGCAGCCUAGAGAGUGUGUGUGUGUGUGUGUGUGUGUGUGUGUGUGUGUGUGUGUGUGUGUGAGUGUGAGUGUGUGUGUGUGUGUGUGUGAGUGACCCUCCAGUUCAUCAAACAACUGGAAAGUUCAUUGUGGCUUAUGAAUAUCCCUCCUAAGUAUGUUGAAUGUGUCAUUAAAGGGAGACACAGCAGCACAUUCCUCUGAGUCAGGAAGGAAGAAGGAAAUCUGAACAUAAAUUAUGUCUGCAUGGAGCCCUCUGUGCCACAUCUGAAAAGGACUUUCAUUCUAGAGAGAGUAAGAAAAUAAAAGUCCUGAAAGGGAAUUUAUUUGCCUCAAAUCAAUGAAAGUGCUGUAUAUUUUGUCUGUAUAGUGUACAUUAUGUUUAUACAGUGUUAGAUUAUUACUGUUCAAAUAAAUGUUCAAUAUUCAUCAAA
Notolabrus celidotus (New Zealand spotty) is the source of this 1246-nucleotide messenger RNA. It is a transcript of the gene fibina, whose product is annotated as fin bud initiation factor a. The transcript has a single exon. The coding region runs from base 107 to 805 and encodes 232 amino acids. The record is from RefSeq and is a predicted model, not a curated record. Lineage: Eukaryota; Metazoa; Chordata; Actinopteri; Labriformes; Labridae.